CACUAAUGAAUUUCUGCGAUUCCUGAUUAUCUCAGGUCGACAUCGCGCUGAUAUAAAGAUAUAAUUGGACGUGUGAAGCUGGCAGAGGUUCAGUAGUGAUCGAAACUUUGUUUACAAAUAUUGUUUCUGUUUGUUUAGCCAGCCAACUACUUUGACCCCCCUUGGGCGAUAUUUGAAAUUUAUUAUCCUUUGCACAUUACGAAAUUGUUGUCCAGUGAUUAUCAGUGUUAGUCGUGUUCGAUUCAUCACAAAUUUGAAAUGGAACCAAUCUCAGUAACCAGCACUGAACUAUAUUGCAAAGAUAAUGCAAAACGUCAUCAUACUGAGGAAUACGAUCUCGUCAAAGCCGAAACACCCACUUGUAUUCUGAGAAGAGGAGAUUCCUUCUUUUUGGCCCUUAAGUUCGAUAGGAAUUUCGAUGUUGAAAAAGAUGUGAUUCGAGUUAGUUUUGGAUUUGGGGAGAAGCCGAGUGUCGUUUUGGGCACCAAAGCAGUUCGACCAGUGUUACCAAAACUCAAGCACUUCCCCAAAAGCGCCCAGAUAUGGGGAGUAAUGCUCUCCCAAAACAAUAGAUCUUCCGUAGUUUUGAACAUACGUAUUCCACCUCAUGUUCAAGUGGGCAUUUGGAACUUUCAAAUCAUCACUAGCUUGAGUGGGCAAAGAGGACAACGAAAGGACUACAAAAUUCCAGAAGAUAUUUACAUCCUUUUCAACCCAUGGUGUUCGGAAGAUGGCGUUUACAUGGAGAAGGAGGAAGAAAGACAAGAGUACAUUAUGAACGAAACUGGCAAAAUUUGGUGUGGGACUUUCAAGAAACCAACAGGAAAGGUCUGGACGUUCGGCCAGUUCGAUGAAAUUUCUCUACCCACCGCCGUAUAUUUGCUCGAGAAGUCAGGACUUGUUGCAGCUCAGAGAGGAAACCCAAUUAUGGUUACCAGAGCUAUAUCUGCAAUAAUCAAUGCAGUAGAUGAUGGAGGUCUCCUGGAAGGCCGUUGGGAUGGUGAUUACUCGGAUGGCACAUCUCCUUUCGCAUGGACUGGAUCCCCAGCCAUCCUGGAACAGUACCUGACCACCAACGGAACUCCAGUUAAGUAUGGACAGUGCUGGGUCUAUUCAGCUGCCACCGUUACUAUUUGCAGAGCCUUGGGUAUUCCCUGCAGAUCUACGACGAACUACGUAUCUGCGCACGAUACCAACAGUUCUUUGACAGUGGACAAAUACUUCGACGUCUUCGGCGAACGCAUCGAGAACGGUCCGGACGGCACGUGCAGCGACUCCUGCUGGAACUUCCACGUGUGGAAUGACGUGUGGAUGACAAGGCCGGACCUGCCCCCGGGCUACGGCGGCUGGCAGGUCAUCGACGGCACCCCGCAGGAGACGAGCGACCAGGUGAUGCGGUGCGGACCCGCCUCCGUGGCGGCGGUCAGAAAGGGGGAAGUGGGGUACCUGUACGACACGCCGUUCGUGUUCUCCGAGGUCAACGCGGACAUUGUGCACUUCCAGGAGGACGAGGAGUCCGAGUGGGGGUUCAGCAGGACGUCCAUCAAUCAGUACCAUGUGGGAAGGAAGAUCUUGACUAAGAAACUGGGACUAACCGACGAUAAUAGUGACACCGACAUGGAAGACAUCACCAGGCUGUUCAAAAACAAAGAAGGGACCGACGCCGAACGCCUAGCCGUAUACAAUGCCGUCAGAGGUGUACCAAGAGCUCAAGAGGUUUAUGACAUGCCUGACAGAGGGAACGAAGAUGUAACUUUCGACCUCGUUGAUAUCGAAACAAUCCCCUUUGGUGAUACAUUUUUAGUAGAGGUGGCAGUUGAAAACAAAUCAGAAGAAGAAAGAACCAUCAAAGCUGUCUUGUCAGCUAGCUCCGUGUAUUAUACAGGAACUACUGCCAAUGAUUUGCAGAAGUCCAAAGGUACCAUCAAGAUCAAGCCUGGGAAGAAAGAAACCUUGAAGCUGGAAAUCACUGCAGCUGAGUAUGUUGGGAAAUUGGUGGAUCACAGCUUCAUUAAGCUGUAUGCAAUUGCAAAUGUGGAGGAAACCAAACAGGUGUGGAGUGAGGAAGACGAUUUCACCUUUGUCAUGCCUGAAGUUACCAUUACUGCAGCAGGCACGUGCAAGAUUGGAGAACCAUGUGAAGCAUCAUUCAGCUUCCGUAAUCCUCUGGAAUUCGCCCUGACCGACUGUUCUUACACCUUGGAAGGACCAGGAUCACAGAAACCUAAGAAUAUAAAAUUCAGAGACGUGAAGCCGAAAGAAUUGAUCAGUUUGUCGCAGACUUUCACUGGAAAAGCCAGCGGUGUUAGAAAAAUAGUCUUCAACUUCACUUCAAAGCAGGCUCACAAUAUCCAUGGAAGCAUGACAGUGAAGAUAGAGGAAUGAAAACACAUAUAUCAAGAUGCAAUCUUUGAUUAUUCUCACACAUAUAUAUUAUCUCAGUUAUUUAUCACAUAUAGGUGACGGCGAAGGUAAUAAUCAAAUUAUUAUAUUAUUUAUUAUAUGAAAAAUCUAUGAAUUUGAAAAUGUUUGUUGAAUUGAUUUGAUAAUAUAUUAUACUUACAUAUCAGAUACUGUGUUUA
Messenger RNA from Phaedon cochleariae (mustard beetle), 2582 nucleotides. The record is from the annotation of a GenBank genome assembly. Lineage: Eukaryota; Metazoa; Arthropoda; Insecta; Coleoptera; Chrysomelidae.